Coregonus sp. 'balchen' is the source of this 1532-nucleotide messenger RNA. Lineage: Eukaryota; Metazoa; Chordata; Actinopteri; Salmoniformes; Salmonidae. The record is from the annotation of a GenBank genome assembly.
GCAGCGGCAGCCAAUCAGGACGCAAGGUUCCUGGCCCAACCUCUGACUCCACAGGAAGUGAAUCUGACAGGAGAAGAAGUAGCAUUUAGCUUCAGCACAUCCAACACACCGGCUAUACUGCUGUACGUCAGCUCCAAGACACAAGACUACCUGGCACUGGUGCUACGGCAGAAUGGUGAGACACACACACACGUAUAAACACACACACGUAUAAACACACACACACACGUAUAAACACACACACACACGUAUAAACACACACACACACGUAUAAACACACACACACGUAUAGACACACACACACACACCACGUAUAAACACACACACACACGUAUAAACACACACACACGUAUAAACACACACACACACAGUAUAAACACACACACACACGUAUAAACACACACACACACGUAUAAACCACCCCACACCCCAUAACACACACCACCGUAUAAACACACACACACGUAUAAACACACACACACAUAAACACACACACACACUUAUAAACACACACACGUAUAAACACACACACACGUAUAGACACACACAUAUACACGUAUAAACACACACACGUAUAAACACACACACACACACGUAUAAACACACACACACACGUAUAAACACACACACACACGUAUAACACACACACACACGUAUAAACACACACACACGUAUAAACACACACACACACACACGUAUAAACACACACACAUUUACAUUUACAUUUACGUCAUUUAGCAGACACUCUUAUCCAGAGCGACUUACAAUUAGGUGCAUUCACCCUAUAGCCAGUGGGAUAACCACUUUACAAUACACACACGUAUAAACACACACACACACGUAUAAACACACACACACACGUAUAAACACACACAACGUAUAGACACACACACGUAUAGACACACUUGGGCUCUGCCUCUCUUUGUUUCUCAGGUAUGUUGCAGAUGCAGUAUCUAAGUCUAAGUUCUCUCGGUUUGUGUGUGUGUGUGUGCGUGUGUGUGCAUUUGUUUGUGUGUAGGAACUCUCCAGGUGCGGUAUAACCUGGGCGGUCUCAAGGAGCCGUUCACCAUAGACGUGGACCAGCGUAACCUAGCCAACGGACAGCCACAUACUAUCAACAUGUCCAGAACCAACAGAACUAUCACCAUACAGGUAUGCACACACACACACAGACACACACACACACACAAACCUUCUCUCCACUGUCCAAGCAUAGUCGAUAAUGACUUCAGAUGUGUACAUUUCUAACCACAAGAGGGAGAUGAAAGCCUCUGUAAUUGUCUCAGGACUUGAGGAAUUGACAAUGGCAUGAUGUUUGUACAAAGAUCAAUGAACACGAUGAUGUUGAUGAUUGACUAUGGAAAUGAUCUCCUCUCUCUCCCUCAUCCUCUCCCCCUCUCCAGUUGGACCACUACCCCCCUGUCAGCUACUCUCUCCCAGAGGCAUCAGACACACAGUUCAACCUGGUCAAGACAUUAUUCCUGGGGAAAGUAUUUGGUGAGUACAGGCAUCUCAAACGUUUAUUUGACAGA